This is a messenger RNA of Staurois parvus, 2869 nucleotides long. NCBI's taxonomy places the organism in Eukaryota, Metazoa, Chordata, Amphibia, Anura, Ranidae. The record is from the annotation of a GenBank genome assembly.
AUGCAACUUCGUGUGUUUGAGAUCGAAGACCGAACAAGGGUGCAUGCCAAAUUCCGCUAUCCUUUCUAUUAUGAAAUGUGUUGGUAUGUCCUGGAGAGAUAUGUUUGCACUUUAACCAACCGCUGUUACCUUAACAAGGAGUAUCAGAAGGAAUCCAUGCUAUUUGAUUCAACAGGAAGGCCCAGUAUAGACAGCUUGUCCUCAGAUUCUUGGUUAGAAAUGGAAGAAGAAUCUUGUGAUGCUCAUACGCUGGAUGAGAAAGAUGACCAUGGAGAAAAGACUUCCAAGCUAUCAGGCGAUGAAUCCUUGACACCUAAUAGUACACAGUCGGAUGGAAAAGAGUCAGCAGAAAAGAAACAAAAGGCAACAUUAAUGCACUAUUUAAAAAGGACCCUAUCUAAUGACUCUGAUGAAAGCUCCAGGUCUGUUGUGCACAGUGAAUUCCCAAAAACCCCAUCAGAAUCUCCUUCUACAGAGGUAACCUCCAGAUGGACACACCUCACAGAGUUUGAACUGAAGGGCUUGAAAGCCCUUGUGGAGAAACUAGAGUCUCUUCCUGAAAAUAAGAAAUGUGUUCCAGAUGGAAUAGAAAAUCCACAUGCGCUUCUGGAAGAUAUGAAGACUGUACUCAAGGAACACGCAGAUGAUGAUCAGAAUCUGGCCAUUUCUGGAGUACCUGUCGUGUCUUGGCCUAAGAAACCUGCCAAGAACCGAGCAGUAGGAAGACCAAAAGGGAAACUUGCCACCUCUCCUGCAGUUAAAUUAUCUACUAACAGGACCAGCGCUGGUGCCCGCCGGAGGCGGACGCGGUGCCGCAAGUGUGAAGCAUGUUUACGAACAGAGUGUGGAGAAUGUCACUUUUGCAAAGACAUGAAGAAGUUUGGAGGACCAGGAAGGAUGAAACAGUCCUGUAUAAUGCGGCAGUGUAUAGCUCCGGUUUUGCCUCAUACAGCUGUCUGUUUAGUAUGUGGAGAAGCAGGAAAGGAGGACUGCGUGGAAGGCCAGGAAGCAAAAUUUAAUGUAAUGUUGAUGGAAUGCUCCAUCUGCAAUGAAAUAAUCCAUCCAGGAUGCCUUAAGAUAAAGGAAUCUGAUGGUGUGGUAAAUGAUGAACUUCCAAACUGCUGGGAAUGUCCAAAAUGCAACCAUGCUGGGAAAACUGGGAAAGUCUACAAGCAAAAAAGAGGUCCAGGAUUUAAGUAUGCUUCCAACCUGCCGGGGUCUUUGCUUAAGGAGCAGAAGAUGAACCGGGAUAAUAAGGAGAUAACAGAACUUGUAAAAAAGAAAGAAAGAGAGGAAACCCCUAGGCAGAAUUUGGAAGAACAGCCCAAAAAGAAAGUCCUGGAGGGAAUUGUAAAACGAAAACCUGACGAUGGCCCCUUUAAGAGGAAACGGCCUCUGGAAAAAACUUCUGACCCUGCAGUCAGGAAGAGGUUAAAGCUAGUUAAAGAAGACAAGCUCUUCAAGAAAAAGAAGAGAACCUGGAAGACACCGGAAGAACGAGCACUGAUGGCCAAAACUUUAAGACGCAUUAAACAGGAGCCAGAUGACGAUAUGGGAGAGUCUGUCCCCAAAUCGAAGGAGAGUGACCAAUCCAGGUCGAGUUCACCCACUGCUGGUCCCAGCACAGAGGGUCCAGAGUCAAAGGAAAAGAAGAAAAACAGAAGGAAAAGAAAAGUCUCUAAUAAGGAACUAAGCAAAGAAUUAAGCAAGGAGCUAAAUCAAGAGAUCCAGAAAACAGAAAAUAGCCUGGCCAAUGAGAACCACCAUCCUAUUAAAUCUGAACCAGAAAGCGAGGACGAGGAGUCCAAGAAAUGUAUGAACACCAAUGGGGAGCGCAUGCAUCGAUUCAGCAAAGAACUGAAUGGGACCCCAAAGGAGUUUAAACACCAGUCUCUUCCAAGCCCAAGGACAACGCCAAGGGUCACCAAUCGCCCUCCUCCAUCUUUGUCACCUCCCAAAUGUGUGCAGAUGGAACGCCAUGUAAUAAGGCCUCCUCCCAUCAGCCCUCCUCCAGACUCUCUACCGCUGGAGAACGGUGCAACCCAUGUGAUGCAGAGAGAAGUCUGGAUGGCCAUCUUUAGCUACCUCAGCCACAAAGAUCUGUGCAUCUGUAUGAGAGUCUGCAAAACGUGGAAUAGAUGGUGUUGUGAUAAAAGAUUGUGGACGCGAAUUGAUUUAAACCACUGCAAAUCUAUAACGCCUCUUAUGCUCAGUGGGAUCAUCAGGAGACAGCCUGUAUCCUUAGAUUUAAGCUGGACCAAUAUAUCAAAGAAACAGCUAAGCUGGCUCAUGAAUCGGCUUCCAGCUCUAAGGGAUCUGAAUUUAUCGGGCUGUUUCUUGGAUUGCCGUAUCUGCACUUUGUAGUUCCAGCUGUCCAUUGCUGAGGUCGCUUAAUGUCCAAUGGGUAGAAGGGCUGAAAGAUGCACAAAUGAGGGAUCUCUUGUCUCCUCCAACAGACAACAGGCCAGGUCAGAUAGACAACCGUAGCAAAUUGAGGAACAUCACAGAGCUUCGUCUAGCAGGACUGGACAUUACAGAUGCCUCACUACGCCUAAUGAUUCGACAUAUGCCUCUUCUUUCCAAACUGGACCUGAGUUACUGUAACCAUGUGACUGAUCAGUCCAUCAACCUGCUCACUGCAGUGGGUACAUCUACCAGGGAUUCUCUGUCAGAAAUUAAUUUAUCAGACUGCAAUAAUGUUACAGACCAGUGCCUGACUUACUUUAAACGCUGUGGCAACAUCUGUCUGAUUGACCUCAGGUACUGCAAGCAAGUCACCAAGGAAAGUUGCGAACAGUUCAUUGCCGAAAUGUCAGUAAUUGUACAGUUUGGACAAACAGAGGAAAAGCUUCUUCAAAAGAUUAGUUAA